AUUUCAACCACCGCCGUCACAUUUGUCUUCCUUCAUCAUGCAGUCGAAGACCCCAAAGACAUCUAGUAGGCAGCGUGCUCGCUCAGAUGUGAAAACCCCUUUGACGCCUUCCGUCGUAUCUGGUCUCAAUGCCGUUUCGUUGGCUUCAUCGCCGUCGAAAAGACGAGCGAAGGCACGGUCAGUGACGGGACCUUUCGACGUGUCGAAUCCUUUCGUCGUGCCACCGACCUCAUCAUUGUCUCGUUCACGCGCAUCCUCGCCCGUCAAAUCUUUUGCAUCCUCUGGGGCAUAUCCUAUCAACGCCGAGUUGCAACGACAAGCGAAUUCAGGUCUCAUCAGAAAAGGUGGGAUCGAGAGCAAGCUAGAUGUUGUGAAGAUCGAUUACAUUCCAUCUUCGAAGUCGGAGCUGAAGCGGUCUAGGUCGACACCAAAUCGGAUCGGUGACCAGCAAGAUCGCUUCAUCACCACUACGCGGGAAAAUUCAGGGUUCGAUAUCGCUGUUAGUAUGGAUAAAAUGAAUCUCAACUCACACAACUCAUCGCCUGGACAUACUGCACGUCUUGCGGAAGCCACUGGAAUGCCACUCAACCGUCGCAUCCUGGGAUAUCGUGAACCACCUCCCGCUGCUUCAUCCGACAAAACACUUGCUCUUCAACGCGAAUAUGCAAAACCUUUGUACGCUAGCUCGCGUCCUGGCUCUUUGGCAUCGUCAACGGGAGCAGUCAAAAGCAAAUCACGUAAACUCCCUUCUCAGCCAGAACGGGUGCUGGAUGCGGUCAAUCUUCUGGAUGACUUUUAUCUCAAUCUCGUGAGCUGGUCGUGUCAGAAUACUGUUGCUGUCGCUCUUGGCGCGGCUACGUACAUCUGGAACGGAGAGACCGGCAGCGUCAUUCUCAUUUCUGAAGCAGUCGGUGGCUUGUACCCUUCGAGUGUGGAGAUGUCGAAUGAUGGUGCAUUCCUUGGUGUUGGGCUGUGCAAUGGGGAUGUGGAGCUCUAUGAUGCCGAGACUGCCCAGAAGCUGCGUACGAUGGGUGGACAUCAGGGCCAGGUUGCUACUAUGUCCUGGAACGAGCACAUCCUAAGUUCGGGAUGUGCAGAUGGUAGCAUCUGGCACCAUGACGUACGAGUUCCUCGUCAUAAAGUGAUGGAGCUACUAGGCCACACUGGUGAGGUAUGCGGUUUGACAUGGAGGAGUGAUGGAGAGUUGCUGGCGAGCGGCGGUAACGAUAACGUGGUCAACAUAUGGGAUGGAAGACUUGGUGAUGUUGGAGACGGUGCACAAGGAAAGGCCAAGUGGGUCAAGCGAAAUCACACAGCUGCCGUGAAGGCUCUAGCAUGGUGCCCAUGGCAGCCAUCUUUGCUUGCCUCUGGUGGAGGUACGAAUGAUGCUUCGAUUAAUGUGUGGAACGUGAACACUGGGGCACGAGUUCACACCACAAAGACACCUGCUCAAAUUAGUACUAUUCAUUGGGCACCGCACAAAAAAGAGAUCCUGACCACUCAUGGCUAUCCAACCAAUGCGAUUAUGCUCCAUGCAUACCCCAGCAUGGAACGUGUUGCAGAAAUCCGGGAUUCGCAUGAAUCGCGAGUUUUGUUCAGUUGUGUUGGUCCUGCUGGAGAUCUGGUGCUUACUGGUGGUGGUGAUGAAUCUUUGAAGUUUUGGAGGAUUUGGGAAGUUCCCAGUGCGUCAGGAAAGAAGAAGGGGAUGGAGUAUGACGAUAGGCGGCAUCUCAAUUCGACCAGGUCGGAUGUGCUGUCGAUUCGCUGAGCUUAUACCUGUACCUAGGAGCUUGCUUCAGGGUCGUGGGUUCUGUAUUUAACAUCGCGCAAACGUCGAUAAAAUAGUUCAUUGCGACAAUUUGAC
Guyanagaster necrorhizus is the source of this 1864-nucleotide messenger RNA. Its product is annotated as WD repeat-containing protein slp1. Gene Ontology annotation, biological process: anaphase-promoting complex-dependent catabolic process; positive regulation of anaphase-promoting complex-dependent catabolic process; positive regulation of ubiquitin protein ligase activity. Bases 38 to 1768 code for a protein of 576 amino acids. Gene Ontology annotation, molecular function: ubiquitin ligase activator activity; protein binding; anaphase-promoting complex binding. The transcript has 3 exons. Lineage: Eukaryota; Fungi; Basidiomycota; Agaricomycetes; Agaricales; Physalacriaceae. The record is from RefSeq and is a predicted model, not a curated record. Gene Ontology annotation, cellular component: anaphase-promoting complex.